CCGAAGGGUGGAGCCUGAGGCCCUGCCUCCAAGCGGCCUCUCCCCGGAGGGCCGGGCGGCCAGCAGGGCGGGGUGGCAGGCCGGGAGAGGGAAGGGUGCGGGGGGAAGGGGAGAGGAAGGGAGCGGUCACGUGUGGAUAGCCGCCCGAGGUCACGUGACGGGGCGCCGGAGCGGAGGGAGCCGGGGCUGGGAGUUCUCCUGAGGAAAGAGGAGUGGAGUCGGGGGGACGCGGCGGCGGCGCUGACAAUGAGUUUUCUUGGAGGCUUUUUUGGUCCAAUUUGUGAGAUCGAUAUUGUUCUUAACGAUGGGGAAACCAGGAAAAUGGCCGAAAUGAAAACUGAAGAUGGCAAAGUAGAAAAACACUAUCUCUUCUAUGAUGGAGAAUCUGUUUCAGGAAAGGUAAACCUAGCCUUUAAGCAACCUGGAAAGAGGCUAGAGCACCAAGGAAUUAGAAUUGAAUUUGUAGGUCAAAUUGAACUUUUCAAUGACAAGAGUAAUACUCAUGAAUUUGUAAACCUAGUGAAAGAACUAGCCUUACCUGGAGAACUGACUCAGAGCAGAAGUUAUGAUUUUGAAUUCAUGCAAGUUGAAAAGCCAUAUGAAUCUUACAUCGGUGCCAAUGUCCGUUUGAGGUAUUUUCUUAAAGUGACAAUAGUGAGAAGACUGACAGAUUUGGUAAAAGAAUAUGAUCUUAUUGUUCACCAGCUUGCCACCUAUCCUGAUGUUAACAACUCUAUUAAGAUGGAAGUGGGCAUUGAAGAUUGUCUACAUAUAGAAUUUGAAUAUAAUAAAUCAAAGUAUCAUUUAAAGGAUGUGAUCGUUGGAAAAAUUUACUUCUUAUUAGUAAGAAUAAAAAUACAACAUAUGGAGUUACAGCUGAUCAAAAAAGAGAUCACAGGAAUUGGACCCAGUACCACAACAGAAACAGAAACAAUAGCCAAAUACGAAAUAAUGGAUGGUGCACCAGUAAAAGGUGAAUCAAUUCCAAUAAGAUUAUUUUUAGCAGGAUAUGACCCAACUCCAACAAUGAGAGAUGUGAACAAAAAAUUUUCAGUAAGGUACUUUUUGAAUUUAGUGCUUGUUGAUGAGGAAGACCGAAGGUACUUCAAACAGCAGGAGAUCAUUUUAUGGAGAAAAGCUCCUGAAAAACUGAGGAAACAGAGAACAAACUUUCACCAGCGAUUUGAAUCUCCAGAAUCACAGGCAUCUGCUGAACAGCCUGAAAUGUGAACUGAACAGGAGGAAAAAAGAAGAGUAAAAAACUCCUGUAACCAUUGAGAUUACGUUCAGCAGGUUAAAGAUGGUUGCAGCCGGAGUGGGGGAAAAAAGGCCAAAACUCCAUAUAUAUUAGUCUUCCUUUAUCUUAACAGCACUGCAUUUAUUUUAUGAUAUAAUGAAAUGUUCUUUUCAUGUAUAUACAUUUUUAAAAGUGCUUUCUUUGAAACACUGGAACUUUCUUAAGCUGCCUUUUUUUUUUAACUUCAUACUCUGAUAAGUACUCAGAUAUGCAUCAGCAUAAACAUGAAAAAUUGUCAUGAGUAAGCUGGUAUUUGUAAUUUUGCUUUCUUUCUGCAUAAUGUUGAUUAUAAAUCCUUUUCUUCUCUCUUUUCAUGCUAAUGAUUACCUCUUAUUCUUUACAUGCAAAAAAUUAAAUAUUUUAUGUUCAAAGAAAAUUAGAAACCCUGAGUGGCCCCUUGCAUCCUGCAGAGAUUUAAAACAUGGCACCUCAAUAUUUUCGAGAACUACAUUUGUUUUACAUAUGUAUUUGAGAAAUGCAUAUAGAAUGUUUCACUGUAGGUGCUCUGAAUACCAUUCCAUGGCUUCCGGAAUUUUAUUCUCUUUGAGAUCUUCUGUGGUAUGACUAUUGAAUUUCUUUCCACAAGGGAUUAUGUUUCUUUUUUUUAGCCAUAUUAAGUAACAGGUUUGCUAUUUUCCAGUCGUGUGUUUUCUGCAAUGUGGAGUUGACUUAGGUUAGCAUUUUAGAUUUGUUAAAACCAUUUUUCCAUAAAUAUUUUGAAACAUAUUUGUAUAUUUCAAUUUAAUCUUUUGCCAUGUGUAUUCAAAUAUUUUCUUAACUUCACAAAUUGAUUCUCUUUUUCAGGGGAAAAUUUUGGGAUGGGGGACUCAGGAGGACUUGUGAAGCGUAUAGUAUCUAGAUCUGGUAAUUUCAUGUUUAUUAAACUCAAACUUUGGCUACUUAAACUCACAUUGAAACUUCAUCCAGUCUCUUAAUUUUUUAACACUAAAUUCAAGUCAUUUGUUUAAAGUCUGUAAAAAAAGAUUACAGUCAUCCAUUCAUAUGCAUGGGGUCUGAUCGCAAAUACACUAAAUGUGGAGUGUAGGAACCAAAAUGAAACCUGCUGUAUGGAAACUGCUUUCACUUAUGGUUCAUUGGGUUUUGUACCAAUUUUUUUUAAUAUAUACUUCAGUGCAAGUCUUGUCAGUUAACCUUACUUUAUGAGUAAGCUAAAUAACCCAAAUUACAUUUCUUUAAACCUGUUUUACUACUAUGGCACUUUGAUAAAAUGGUCAGUAACCAACUUUACCGGCAAAAGGGUCCAUGUACCAUGUGCUGGAGCAUCUGUUCUACAUGUGGAUAUCUAUGAAUGGUAAUGUUUUCCUUCAUGUAAGUGCCUAUUCAGAGUUUCAGAAAUUUUAAAUGCCAAAUAUUUUCAUGGUCACUUGCAUGUAGUAAUCUAGAAAAUAUUCAGAGAUUUUGAAAUCCAAUUGUAUUUAACCAGCCUCAAAUUGUGCAACCAUGAUGUAUAAUAAAGAAUUUGAAACAGAA
Callithrix jacchus (white-tufted-ear marmoset) is the source of this 2788-nucleotide messenger RNA. It is a transcript of the gene VPS26A, whose product is annotated as VPS26 retromer complex component A. The record is from RefSeq and is a predicted model, not a curated record. Gene Ontology annotation, biological process: intracellular protein transport. NCBI's taxonomy places the organism in Eukaryota, Metazoa, Chordata, Mammalia, Primates, Cebidae.